UGGGUGGUGGCUUCAACUGCACAGGAAGUAACACAGAAGAAGAAGCAGUAGUAAAGAUGGCCGACAAUAACAACACAGAUCGCACGGAGGAUGACAACAUGGAUAACACUGUUGCUUCAGGAGGAUCUAUGAUGGUGAUCACUGUCAAAACCCCCAAUGGAAAAGAGGACAUUUCUAUAUCGGAGGACUCUUCUGUCUCAGAGAUAAUGGACAACCUGUUUGGGAGGUGCGGUGUUGGGAGCGCACCUCCAGGCACUCUUGUUUCCACCCCUCUAUUACCCACUGCCUCACAACCAUCCACCACACUGCCGUGUGCCUCUGAGGCCCAGCCUGGUCCCUCCAUGACCCUGCCCACCACACUGCCGUGUGCCUCUGAGGCCCAGCCUGGUCCCUCCAUGACCCUGCCCACCACACUGCCGUGUGCCUCUGAGGGCCAGCCUGGUCCCUCCAUGACCCUGCCCACCACUCAGCCUAGAUCAAUCCGGUCUCGAGUCUCCCAUCCCUCCUUCUACGACCUGUAUGAGGCCCACUCGGAGAGGAGGACCAGUGCACUGGAGACACUGGUGCGGCCAGAACAGGAGCGCCGGAGAAGGCUGAAGGAGAGAAAUAGGAGGAGGUUUGAAGCUAAAAUGUUGACUGCGAUGGGAGAAGUUGUUUCCCAGUUAAAGUCCAUUGGGAGCCAACAAGAGCGCAUCAUUGAGCUUUUGCAGGACAAGCCCAAUAUGCCAUAAUUUCCCCCACACUGGGUAUUCCCUGAAUUAAUUUGUUUAUAAAGAACACCACCUCAGUUUGUUUAUGGAAGUAAUAUUGUUUAGAUUAGUUAUUUAUUUUCCUCGUUAUGCAGUUGAGUUAUUAUUUCAUCCCUGGCAAUCGCCUUGUAAUAUUUGUAUUUGUAUACACUAAGUGUUCACAAUGUUUAUAUGCAAUUAUUAUUUAUUUGCCAAGUACAUGUGUACAUAUGUAUAUAUAGUUAUUUCAUUUUCAAAGAAGAUAGUCAACUGCUAUUGACAUGUGCAGAAAAUGACCAUAUCUAGUUUUCAUAUAUAUGCAUUUAUUUUUUACUUGCCCAAUCAUUUUGGAUGACAUUACAUGUUAGGCGCUUUAAUCCAAAGCGACUUACAUACUCAAUACUGUGGGCAUAAAAGGAAAGGAAAUAAAAAACAAAUGUCUUCCACAAAGAAUAUGACAGUGGUUAUUUGUGUGUG
Messenger RNA from Gymnodraco acuticeps, 1205 nucleotides. RefSeq lists its product as uncharacterized. The record is from RefSeq and is a predicted model, not a curated record. NCBI's taxonomy places the organism in Eukaryota, Metazoa, Chordata, Actinopteri, Perciformes, Bathydraconidae. The transcript is spliced from 2 exons. Bases 57 to 731 code for a protein of 224 amino acids.